GUCAUUUUAGUUUGUUACUUCCUGUUAACAGUAGGAUCACUGUCGUGUCGCCUUUUCGGGGAAAAUGCAGAGAAGGUGAAUCGCCUUCUGGCAUCCACAUAUUCUACGAAAUACUUUUACAACCAUUAUAUAAAAGAUUAUGAAUGCGGAGGAGCGCAGCGAGGAUUUAUGUGUGCGCGUGUGAUGGCAGUAGGCUCGCAGUCAUAUGAGAGUGAUUUCAGCGGCACCGCGAACUGGGAACUUAAAACACGCUCGAGUAGUCCUGAGGUGUGGUGUGUGACCUGGGGAAGAUGAGUCUGUAUGGUGGAGGCGGAGCCUGUGGGGGAGGGACCUAUGAUCGGUCACGUGAUCGUCGUCGCUCUAGUGACCGUUCCCGAGACUCCUCCCACGAGCGUGGAGAGGGACAACUCACCCCCUGCAUCCGAAACAUCACGUCACCCACACGGCAAUACAACGAGCGUGAGGGUGGUUCUCGGCCGGGCAGCCCCCGCCCCCAGCGCGUGUCCCCCACCAUCAGGAGCGUGUGUGUGGACGUCCCGCCCAAGGCUCUGGGGGGGGAGAUGGUGUUUGUGUACGAGAGCCCCAAGGAGGGCGGAGCCACGCGCCAGAGGCCCUCCGAGAGGGUCACACUCAUCGUGGACAACACACGCUUCGUAGUGGACCCCUGUAUAUUCACAGCGCAACCCAACACUAUGCUGGGGAGGAUGUUUGGCUCGGGGCGGGAGCACAACUUCACACGGCCCAAUGAGAAGGGAGAGUUUGAGGUUGCCGAGGGCAUCAGCUCCACAGUCUUCAGAGCCAUCCUGGACUACUACAGGUCUGGUGUGAUCCGCUGUCCUGAUGGCAUCUCCAUCCCUGAGCUGAGAGAGGCGUGUGACUACCUCUGCAUCUCCUUCGACUACAGCACCAUCAAGUGCAGAGACCUCAGUGCCCUGAUGCACGAGCUGUCCAAUGACGGGGCGCGGCGUCAGUUCGAGGCGUACCUGGAUGAGAUGGUGCUGCCCCUCAUGGUGGCCAGCGCCCAGAGCGGGGAGAGGGAGUGUCACAUCGUGGUGCUCACCGACGACGACGUGGUCGACUGGGACGAGGAGUACCCGCCGCAGAUGGGCGAGGAGUACUCCCAGAUUAUUUACAGUACAAAACUCUACCGUUUCUUCAAGUACAUUGAGAACCGAGACGUGGCCAAGUCUGUUCUAAAAGAGCGAGGCCUCAAGAAGAUCCGCCUCGGCAUAGAAGGUUACCCCACGUAUAAGGAGAAGGUGAAGAAGCGUCCCGGAGGUCGUCCGGAGGUCAUCUAUAACUACGUGCAGCGGCCCUUCAUCCGCAUGUCGUGGGAGAAGGAGGAGGGCAAGAGCCGGCACGUGGACUUCCAGUGCGUGAAGAGCAAGUCCAUCACCAACCUGGCGGCGGCGGCCGCAGACAUCCCGCAGGACCAGCUGGUGGCGCUGCACCCCGGCCCACAGGUGGACGAGCUGGACAGCCUGCCCCCGCACCCCGCCCCCCUUGGAGGCGCACAUCACUACGGCAACAGCAACAACUACGAGCCCGAUCCGGACGCCCCCUCGCCGGUCGUCUGAGACCCCUGCCCUGGCAGCUCCGCCCCCCCCCCCCCCCUCGCCCAAACCCUCCCAGCAUGCUCGGGGCCGUGGACUUGGGGUCGUGACCUUUGCCCUUGGUUGCCUUCUGCACUUUCCUCUUCCUUAGCUUCUGCUGUGUGGCGCACACACGCACACACACACACACACACACACACACACACACACACAUACACCCCCCCCCCCAAGAACGCUGACGGGAAGCCUCACACACCCUGCCGUUACCAUAGCGACCCUGAGCGUCGCUGGCAGGGCUCCUCCCCUCUAUUUAUUUCCUCCUGUCUGUUUGUUUUUUACAUGACCAAAGGAAAUGUAUUUUUUGUUAGUGGCUAGAGCUGAAGGGGCUGACUGAGUCUUGUUUUUCUAACUCUUGUUCUUACUCGGAACCUCACGGGGCGGGUGGGGCGGUACCGCUGGGUUCUUCUAUUCUCAUGUUCUUACUCUGGUUUAGGAGCUCUAGAACC
Clupea harengus (Atlantic herring) is the source of this 2059-nucleotide messenger RNA. RefSeq names its product BTB domain containing 10b (gene btbd10b). Gene Ontology annotation, molecular function: protein binding. Gene Ontology annotation, cellular component: cytoplasm. The record is from RefSeq and is a predicted model, not a curated record. Gene Ontology annotation, biological process: positive regulation of phosphorylation. Lineage: Eukaryota; Metazoa; Chordata; Actinopteri; Clupeiformes; Clupeidae.